Messenger RNA from Cryphonectria parasitica EP155, 593 nucleotides. RefSeq names its product DUF74-domain-containing protein. Bases 32 to 382 code for a protein of 116 amino acids. NCBI's taxonomy places the organism in Eukaryota, Fungi, Ascomycota, Sordariomycetes, Diaporthales, Cryphonectriaceae. The transcript is spliced from 3 exons. The record is from RefSeq and is a predicted model, not a curated record.
CACCGAGACCGGAGGGAUCAUCACAACAACCAUGUUUGACGUUCCAGGCUACCGGAUUGUGCGAGUUCUAGGCACAGUCUACGGGAUGACUGUAAGGACGCGAAAUUGGGCAGCAGGGUUUGGCAUGGGGUUAAAGAGCAUGGUCGGCGGCGAGCUCAAAUGGCUCACGAAUAUGAUGUACUCUGCUCGGAACGAAGCCGUCUCGCGGGUAUGCGAUGAGGGUCGAAAGCGAGGCGCAAACGCUGUCAUUGCCAUGAGGUUCGAUAUCGCGGACUUGCCGCCACGCUACACUCAAGUCUGCUGCUAUGGCACUGCGGUCUUGCUGGAGAAAGUAGAUCCUGAUGCCACUGAUGUUCCUCAGCUGAAGUCAACUGCGCCUUGAGAAGAGAACUCAUUACCAGGCGGUGAUGCUCAUCACUUUUCUUGCCAGUUUACCAAUGCAGAGCGGCUUGACAAACGCUGCAAUACAAUUUUGUCUCUGCCAGUGUAUGGCGCGAUGUGUUCAGGGGGACGGGGUAGAGAGGACUUGAGAAGUAUGUAAUGUCAAUGCUAUUGUCCUAUAUUAUGAGGCCAUAGACCUGGAUGGUCUUCUA